Molecule: messenger RNA, 828 nt
Organism: Eruca vesicaria subsp. sativa (arugula)
Lineage: Eukaryota; Viridiplantae; Streptophyta; Magnoliopsida; Brassicales; Brassicaceae
Source: the annotation of a GenBank genome assembly
AUGACAAACAUUUUCUAUCACUCUAAGCCUUCUCUCAAUCUGAAACAAGAAAGCAAAGCUAAACCAGAAGAAAUGGCAUUUUCUUUCCAUGUUCGUUCUAACAGCUUCCCUUCAAGGCAGCACCCUCAAGCCGCUUAUGUCGAUGAGCAAUUAAACCGAUUGAGAUCUUCAGAGACAGCUUCUUCAUCUUCUAUCUGCCGAAGACUUAGCAACCUUCAAGAUUUACAUGAUGCUCUUGACAAGAUGCUUAGAUUGUCCAUCACUCAACAAACUUUAUCUCAAGAGCAAGUUGAGAUGAUUCUUGAUGGAUCUAUCAAGAUCUUAGAUUUAUGCAACUUUUCCAAAGACGGUUUAUCACAAAUGAAAGAGAGUCUCAAGGAGAUCCAAUCUAUCUUAAGAAGAAAGCGUGGAGAUUUAUCAGCUGAGAUCAAGAAAUACUUGGCUUCUAGAAAGUUUCUCAAGAAAUCAUUCCAGAAAGUACUCAAGAGUUUGAAAACGUGCCAAAACAAAAACAAAGAGUCUUUGGCGGUGUUUGGAGAAGCAGAAGCUGUAACAGUUGAUUUAUUUGAAUCUCUGUUUAGCUUCAUGUCUGGACCAAAAUCUUGUGGCAAAUGGUCAAUGGUCUCAAAGAUUAUGAGCCAGAACAAAGCUGCAUGUGAAGCUGAAGAAAAUGAAUUCACAAGAGUGGACUUGGAGUGCCAAUCAGAAAAGUCCUUGAAGAUCGAAGAUGUGCAGAAUUUAGAUUUAUGCAUUCAAGAUCUUGAAGAUGGGAUUGAGUCACUCUCUAAAUCAUUGAUCAAAUAUAGAGUAUCAAUUCUUAACAUUUAA